AUGAAACGAGCCCAAUUCAUAGCAAACGCAACGAUGAAGAAGGAGAAGUCGAAUGUCCACGCAAACAAUAUUAUCCCCCCAGGAUCGGAAAAAUCAGAAAUGAAAGAUUUAAAUUUUUUUCCCCAUUUAUUUUUAAAGGGGGAAUUAAUGAGACAGUUUUUGAUGGACGAAGAUGUGUGGCUAUUUAUACAAAAUUUUAAAAUGAAAUUAAAAGAAAGUCCCAACGAUGUGGACAGCUGGUUGGACUAUCAGUUACACUUGGCGAGAAACAACAUGGGGCAUUUAUUCCACUCGGACAUCCCCCCAUUUGAGCACGUAAAAAAGAACAGCGAAAAUUUUAGUUCAAAAACAGAUUACGAGGUGGAUAGAAAUUAUGGUCAUAUUAAUGAGUUUGCAAAGCGGAAUGACUUUUCUGAACAGUGUGGGAGAAGUACAUGUGAUGAUUUGGACCAAGUGGACCGACCAACUGCCCGCAGCAGAGAGAGAGACGAAUCCGAUGAGGAUGAUAAAAAGGAUGAAGAGAACAAAAAUGAUGAGAAGGAGGGGGACAUGACCACCGCUGUAGGAUUAGGAACACGAGGAACAAGCAGAGUUGGAAUAAAUGACAUUCUAAUGAGGAGGAUGUCUCAAAGCGAACAGGGGAAAGGAAGUAGCAGCAUUCAGGUGGGGUAUAGUAUUCCCACACUGAAAGAUGAGCUUCAUUUGGGGGAGAGCAGAAGUCGAGUUGGAUUGAGACACACCCCAAGUGGGACUGCAAAAAAAAGGAUCAGUGAGGUCGGAAGUGAUCUCGAGUUUAGCAGCGAACGGAAGGAUCACACCGAUGUGUCCACGGAUGAAAAUUCGAAACACUAUCACAAUGGUGAAGACAUGAUAAUAAAAAAGAGGCAUCAUGAUGGUAGGGAAGAAACCAAAAUAGCUACAAAGAAUUACAGUGGCCUGGAUAAGGAGGAGUACCAAGAAAUUAUGGGAAGGAUGCAGCAACCUAGGGAGAGAAACAAUUUUGAGGAUGAAAUUUUUAGCCCCCAAAGGAAGGCAAUAAUGAAGUCGAGAUAUGAGGUGUCUACUAUCACCACACAGUGUAGUGAUAAGGACGAUAUGACGAUUACGUUUGGGGAAACUGCACAUAGGGAAGAUGGGGCACAUUGGAAGGGGGGAGAACAAUUCAGUCGCGUGGCGCACAUAAAGGCGACACCUAACGAGGCGGCUCCUAACGAGGCGGCCCCUAACAAGGUGGCUCCUAACCAGGCGGCUCCUAACAAGGCGACACUUAACAAAGUGGUACCCAACCAGGUGGCGACCAACCAGGGACCUGAAACGCAGCACAGUAGAGCGGCUCUCGUUGCGAGCAAAAUUCCAACGGAGGAGAGCCUCCCCCCAAAGAAAAACAAACUGUUAGAACGGUCUCUGCAUGAGGAGAAACAAGGCGGAAGUGACCCCACAUAUAAGCGGCCAAGUGACAACAAAUUGUCGGAAAACAAUCUGCCGGAUAACAAAUCGUCGGAAAACAAUCUGCCGGAUAACAAAUCGUCGGAUAAAAACCAAACGGAGGUGGCCAUUGUGAUACCCGAAAUGACAGUAACCAUUGACAAGGUGAUGAACGAAGAGACGGAGAAAAAAUUAAAAAAAAUCUUCAGCCAAUAUGAUAAUAAAAUGAAUUUAGAUUUAUUCGAGAGGCUAGUAGUAGUCGAUUUUCUAAAAAUUGGAAGAUAUAUGAGUCAUACUUUGUACUCUCGCAUUGAGAAAGGAAAUGAAAAUUUUGUAACAUGUGAAGAGGUGAGGAAGUACUUCCGUAAUCGUUUUAUUGAUGGAACGAAGGAUCCAAGUUACUAUGACGAUAGUAGGUAUAGGACGUUUUUUGAAAGGGCCAAUCAGGGAAGCGUAAAAAGCGCCCUGUAUGUGGUUACUCCAUCGAAUGGAGAUGUUGGUGAGGAGUCCAUAAAUACAAUUUCUCACUUGCAAAAUGAUGAAACACGUUUAGAGUGCGAUGAACAUGGAAUACAAAUGGAUGACGGAGGAUGUAGCCAAAAGGGAGAACUUGUAGAAGUCCCAUACAAAAAAUGCUCCAUUGUAAAUUUCUUCAAUGCAAUUAAAGACCAAAAUAGGGACUAUAUUGAAUUUAAAGAUUUUGAUGUGUUUAUAAGAGAAAUUCUAAAGAGAAAUACAUCCUUACAGUUUCUACAUGAUCAUGUAGAAUUUCUAGAAAGAUACAUAGAAUCGGUCAUCGUGCGUAUUUAUUAUCAUAUAGAUAUAAACGACACGAAUAGAAUAUACUUGAAGGACUUGAGGAGACAUAACUUAGCUCAUAUUUGGUGUUGCUUAGAUGAUAAUAUAAAAGUACAGCAUGUGAAAAACUACUUCAGUUAUUCCCACUUCUAUGUGUACUAUUGCACCUUUUGCCAAACGAGUAGCUGCAAAGAUAUGCUUAUUGAUGACAAUGAUCUGUACAGAUUCGAUAAUCAUUCACUUAACGAUUUUAUAGUAAAUAGAAUUUGGUCUAGAAUUUCCAUAAAGUUAGGAGGACCAAAUGAGAAAUAUAUGUGUCUAAAUGACUGGAUUUAUUUUAUCAUGAAUUACGAAGACAUGACAAGCAAUCGGGCCAUUGAAUUUUGGUUUAAGUUAAUUGACUUAGACGCUGAUUGUGUUAUUAGGGAUCAUGAAAUUCAAGUUUUUUUUAACAUUCAAAUGGAGAGAUUAAAGUCACAUUAUUUAGAGGAACCUAAAUUUGAAGACUGGUUAUGUCAGAUGAAUGAUGCCAUUCAGCCAAAGAAUGAAGGCAAUUUUACCCUGUCUGAUUUUAAAAGGAAUAAGAAAUAUGCCGCCCGAUUUUUCGGUUGCUUGGUUAGCUUGUCCAAGUUACUAGCUUGGGAGAGCAGGGAUGUGUACAAAGAGUUGCAGAUCGAGACCGAGUUUCCCCACGCCACUCCCUGGGAGAUCUUCUGCAAAACCAAGUACGACGAGUUGUGCUACAUGGAGAAUGAGGGCUGCUAUGAGGACAAUUUUGACGCCUACGACGCGAAGGGCUUCUACGGGUUGGACUCUGACUGA
Molecule: messenger RNA, 3045 nt
Organism: Plasmodium cynomolgi strain B
Lineage: Eukaryota; Apicomplexa; Aconoidasida; Haemosporida; Plasmodiidae
Exons: 2
Coding region: 1-3045 (1014 amino acids)
Biological process (GO): protein dephosphorylation
Cellular component (GO): protein phosphatase type 2A complex
Molecular function (GO): protein phosphatase regulator activity
Source: RefSeq, a predicted model, not a curated record